AUGUUGCUUACUGUAGUUGGUACGUAGUUGUUUUUUAUUCUUUCCUCUUGUUUUUUUAACAACCUUUAAAGAAGGCUAAAAUGCUACAAUUGCUAUGAAAGUGCAAUUGAUUUCUUUAUAAACAAAGCUAGCCAUUUGUUAGGACAUAUCCCUUAACCAUUUCCAGUUACAAUUAUAAUAGUAUUGCUUCUGUGGAUAUCUGCAGGAACCGUCAAAUAAUGCUUUGAAUAAAAAAAAAUUCAUAAGACAAAAAUAGCAAUGUAAUUAUUUUUUAAAAAAAAUCUACAGUACUUUCCUUUGUGGUUUCACAAACCAAAAUGACAGUGAGGAUAGGACUUGAGAUGCAUGUUUCCUUUUGAUAGGCUCUUUUUCAUCUUUGAGCUUAUGAGACUAUUUAGCUUUGCAAAGCUACAGCAUUUAGUCAUCAUAGAUUAUGAAUAUGGCCACAGAUGGAAAAACUUGCACCACUGCUUGUAUUUAAUAAGAAUUGGCCAGAGAAGUAAACACGACACCCACAUUAUUUGACUUCAGCAAGGUAUGAUCAAUACCAAAAUACUGUUAGGUUGGUAUUCAACCUAGUUUUACUCAGAGUAGACUUACUAACAUUACUAAACCCAUAGUGAAAUCUUCUUAAGCUGCCCCGCUCUUGUUUUUGCUGGUCAGCUUGUAGGGCCAAGUUUGAAGCAAGUGGUUACUAUCGUGGAAUAACACAAGUUUCCUGCUUUGACUCAGCCGUGGUGAGCUAAUUGCUCUGGGUUGUAUGUGUAUGCCAUUACCGAGAUGUUAUCUUGUGUAAUUAGGCGUCAAAAGGCGGGGAGGAAUGCAUCCACAGUGCUGUAAAGUGAGGAACCUGAGAAAGCAACAUAAGAACAUGAUGCUUGCUGCAGUACAUUGCUACCAAGAUAAACCAUUGUUUAUCUUGCUGUCUGAAUGUAGCCAAUGAAAAGGCAUGAAAAAUUUCUUUCUAUGGCAUUGAAUAACACUCUUAUGCUCAGUAGUGGACAGCAUGGUGGGUGAGUUGCUUCUGCUUGCUGGGAGGGACUAGGUUCCAGGAUGCUCCUUGGCAGAAUGAAGACUCUCUUUAAAUAUAGACCCAAGUGUUUUAAUUGUUGUUGCAACCAGUUAAUAAAGUGCUUAAUCAGAAAUUAUGUGCUGUAGAAACUUUGAAGAUUGCUUUAUACUUGUCCUUUAAGUUGGCCUCUUUUCUCAGUGGUUUAAAUCCACCAUGCUCUAUACAUGAUUUCUUCAGCAUUUCAAAAUAUCGUGGAAGUCCAUUUUACAAAUUCCUUAUUGUUGUGCAGUCUAGGUUUACCAAAAUAAACUGAAAUCCAUAAAUUAUAGAGCUGGUGCUCUUCUGUCUUGUUGUAUCUCCCCCACUAUAACACACACAAACACAUGUGAAACCUUGAGUGUCAACCUGGAUUUAAUUCUACUAUCAAGUCUUGUGUGUUAUUGAUGUUAAGGAGAUUUGCUUUUAAAAAAUAAUAAUCUGACAUCUAUGGGUUUUUUCCCCUAACUAUAAACCUAGCUUUGCCUUCAUUAUUCAGACUGCCACUUCAACAUAGUGAAAUAAUUUGGAAUGGGACUGGCUUCAAAAAUGGACUUUCCAAAUGUUGAUAACAUUUGAAGUUGAUUAUCAUAUCUUCAUUUUCCUGUCUCAGUUGUCUAGAUUUCCUAGCUGUUCCAGUUUAUACUCCUGCCUUUUCGGUGCUUUGCAUCUUCCCCCUCUCCCUGCUUGAAAGCACCAUGUAACUGUUUGGGUAGUUAUUUGAAUAACACCCUUUUAUGGCCGUUUGUGCUCUAACGGGAGCAAUACAAUGUGUCUGAGUGACACUCUGAAGUGUUUAUUUUCCUGUGUGUUUGAUAUAUUCUUGCCAGAGUUGCUAUUUUGUUCCGAAAUUGAAAAACAACCUUUUGCAAAUUUGUUGCUGUAUCACUUGGCCUUUCACAUCUCGACAGAAAGGUUUCCUAAAUAAAUAUAAUUGUUGCCACAGUAAACCGAUCCAGACAUCUGCAAGUCAUGAUGCACGUAAAUGACUGUUGAUUUUGUCACUCAUAUUUCCUGAUAAAACAUGCUGCCUCACCUGCUUCUACUAUUUUUAGUUCUUGUUUCCUUCCUUUCAAUACAGUUGGGAUGUAAUUAGGAUUUUAAAUUGCAUGCAGAAGUUUAAUCUUACCUUUCAGAGUUUAGCUUUAUGCUUCCUGCAUUAUAUAAAAGGAACGACGUACUAGUGGUGGUGAAGCCAAUGUUAUAUGGGAUUCUCCAGCUUUUUUAUUGUCAGGAGCAUGAGAUCACGUAGGAGGCAGGGCCAUGGCAAGUUGCUUCUCUGCCUCUUUGGUUACACUUUAAGUCUCUUUGAAAUCAAUAAAAAAUAGCUAUGACUUAGCUCCCAAUGAAAUCAGUGGGACUUAAUUGCAAGUGCUGCAUUUUAGUCUGUCUAUAUCCUUUAUUCUUUGAUGUUCAAGCUUUGUGUAAAACAGUUUGAAGAAUAAACAAACUUAAUAAUAAAAUAAAGAACAAUGAAAUUAAAGAACUCUGGUAAAAGGCCUGCAGAAGAGGAAUACAGUGGUACCUUGGGUUAAGUACUUAAUCCGUUCCGGAGGUCCGUACCUAACCUGAAACUGUUCUUAACCUGAAGCACCACUUUAGCUAAUGGGGCCUCCUGCUGCUGCCGCGCUGCUGGAGCACGAUUUCUGUUCUCAUCCUGAAGCAAAGUUCUUAACCUGAAGCACUAUUUCUGGGUUAGCGGAGUCUGUAACCUGAAGCGUAUGUAACUCGAGGUACCACUGUAUAGUGUUCCUGAUAAAAGAUACUGAAUGAAACUUGUACUAUAAGUACACAAUGAUCUCUAGAUGUUUACUACAACUGGCUGGGGCUGAUGGGAAUUGUAAAUAAAACAAUUCUUAGUGUAUUAGAACAAUUCUUUCGAUGUGUUGAAGACAAUAGCAAUUAGGUGACUUUCAGUAUAAACAUCUCUUGUUUAUAUUUUAUUCCCCACUCUUGUAAUAUUAGUGCUUCUUUUGCCUCAGCAAAUGAAAUAUAUAUGAGACACAGAAGGACAGUUCUUUCCACCGCGUUAUGAAAGGGAUGUGUGUGCAUUGCAUGCGUCACUUUCAUUCUUGACAUUAAAUGACUGGAAGUUUAUAUUGUAAUUCAGAUCAAAAAUAUCAUUGGAGUCUGCGGGGUAUGCUGGUUAAAACUGUUGAUUUGUGUUAGAUUUAAAAAUCAGUUUAGGCAUGGCUUCCACUCACAAUUUUCCAGCUGUUUGUGCAUUCCAAGCCCUAUCCAUUUAGAAAUGCAUUUGAGCAUAAUCCCACUUCUCUUUUCAUCAAAACUUAUCCCAUUGUUAUUUUGCAAUAAUGUAUCAUCGAGAUGCUUAUUUAUAUGCCACUGUUUCAAAUUAUACUCAAAGCAGUUAAUCACAACAGUAAAUAAACAAUAAAUGUGUUCCAUAAAAAGCAACAGAUUAUUAAAUACAUCUUUCAAAGUAUUUUAUACCCACAUUAUCAAACCAAGAAAAAAAUUAAUUACAGUAUUAUUAUUAGCUACAUAUUUGCACUAAGGUGUCUCAAAGCAAUUUACAUAAUAAAAAUUGAAAUACUAAAUUUUCCUAUUCAUAUGAAAAACAUUCAAAUCUGUUUCAUCAACUAUAUGGGUCUUUCCCCUCUCCCUUGACCUGUCCUCUCAUACAUGUAGUGCCUAAUAGCUGGAUUACUGGUUGCUGGUGCUCAAGUCUAUCCAGAAGCCCUUCCCCCACAAUAUUUGAUAAAUUGCCACUCUCUAUUUGCCAAACAGAGGAAAAAUUUUUGGGAACUUUAUAGUUUAGUUUCCUUGCAUUUUAGAGAAGUGAACUUUGCAUUGAAAAUGGAUGUCAUGCAGAACUUUGUUGAGCCUUGUUGCAAAUUCUCUUGACCAUAUGGAAAAGAGUAGGGGAGAGGGGUUGAAUUUCCAUCAUUUUAGAAAGUAGCGGCACCUAUGUUUCCCCCAAAGAUGGAGGUAAGAUAGGAGGAUGCCUAAGGUGUCAGUGUUUCAGUUUGCAUGAGAACUUCCUGCACAUUUUUUGUAAGGAGCACAGCUUAUGAUUCAGUGAUAACUUAUGUACUCUUCCAUGAUUUCUGGCAAUAAGUACUGUAUAACCUGAAAGCUUACAUAAUCUUCUUGUAGUUUGAUCCAGCAAAGGUAUAACAUGUAUGUAUGUUUUGAUAGUGGUAUUUGUAUAUUUCCUUAUAUAAUAUUUGUUCUGUUUGCUUUUUCAGUGCCAAUUAUUCCCAGUUACUUGUACAGCAUUACACACCAAAAAAAUGCAACAGAAAUCCAAACUAUUAGGCCGGAGACAUCUACAUUAAGCCUGAAUAGUUUUCAAAGUAUCUUCUCCUAUUAUGACAACUCCACAAUGAUUACUGGAAAUCAUUCUGAAGGGACAAGACCAGGAGAUUUUUAUCACGCUCGGACAGAGCAAAUGGUGGUAAAUAUGACUAAGGCAUCACCAUCCUCUGACUGCCCCAAGGAAGACAAAGACCUGCUAAAUGAAAAUGUCCAAGUUGGUUUGUUGUUUGCUUCCAAAGCAACUGUGCAGCUGCUUACUAACCCUUUUAUAGGGCCAAUGACAAAUAGGUAUGCUCUAUCUCUUACGCACUAAAGUGGCAUUUAAUACUGAUCUGCCAGUUUAUAUAUCAGCAUUUCAGAGAGAGGUUUGCCUUUUUCCUUUAAUUAUUUGCAUUGUGUGUAUGUUUUCAUGAAUUGCUUGCAUUAAUGGAUUGCUCUUACCAAAAUAUAUAUCUGAAUAGUAAAUCUCCUCUAAGCCUGCAAUAUUUUUUAAAUAACAGGGGCUUCUAUUAGUUACAUUAAAUAAUUUUAACAUCUCCUUCCUUCUGUAUUCCUUGAAUAGCACUUGUUUAUGAAGGCUUUUGUAGAAAGAGUGAACCUCUUUUAUACCAGGGUAAAUACCAGCAUGUGUGGAGUAGAAAUACAUAACAGUGGUUGUUAUACUUGUAAAUUUUUUGAAGAUUGAUUUUUGCCUUCAUAACUUUUCAGCAUUAUUUCAUACAACUACAAAAUAUGAAAUUAUAAGAUUGAAGAGCUUCUGAAGGUUUUGGAUUUUUACAUCUCAGAAUAAUAUAUAUAAAAUCUAAAUCUAAAUCAUGAUGAUGUUUGUAACCUAUCCAUCCGACUGGGUUGCCGCGGCCACUCCGGGCAGCUUCCAGCAUAUUUCAAAACGCAAUAAAACAGUAUCUCAUACAAACAGGCCACCAUCUUGCUUGGUUAAUUAAAAACUAGUUGGAAGUCUGGGAGUGAGGGACCAAGACCCCCAAUUUCAGCAGGUGCCAAUGUCCUCAGCCUAAGGGAAUUUAUAUCGCAGGUCAUAGGCUGGUCAACUCAGUAGCAGAAAUUGGUUGCAGGCUGUGCAGCUAUCUAUUCUGCUAAGGCCAAUUGUGUUGCCACAGUAAGUUACUUUAUGGAUUCAGAGGCAAUAGGCAUGCUUGAGUGAGGAAAGCAGGUUUUAUUAAAGCACACAAAGCAUAUAACUGAAGAAUGCACAUUUACCAUAAUGGAUCACAGUUUAAACAGACUAAAUAAGGCAUAUUACUGAUAGCUAAGCAGAGCUAAAAAUCUAUAAUAGCAUAUCUCAUGCCCUUUCUGCUGCUGGGGAAAUCCUUGCACUCACAGAACAUUCUCCUUAGCAUUAUGUUGGAUUCCACCCAGUGUCACAAUCCUAUGUUUCCAAACAUCAAAGUCAAAAGCACAAAAAAUAGGGGUAGAAGCAAAAGCUAACAACAAUAUUGUGAUCCACUCCCACAGAGUGCUUAGCAAUUGUUUCACCUACUGAUUAUGGUGACAUUUGCUGGUGAUACAUCCACAUUAGCCAUGCAUGGAAGACGCCAAUAAACAAAGAGCAAUGAGUGGAAUUCCAGGAUGAUGUUCCACUCACACAUACUAUCAUACACAAUGCACUAUCAUGUUAUGAGGAAAAGGCCAUAACAUGUCUGUCAGAGCUUCAGCUGGCCCAUUAAUUAGGAGAUCUGCAUGUAAUACCUUUAUGGAACCAUCAUCUUCCUUUCCCAAGAAGGAUUCAAGUCCUGAUGCAAUACCAAGGAUCUUCACACAGACAGCAUGAAGAACAUUGCAUACAUCACAUUUGUAUUGGUAUCCAUGUGAAGUUGUUCUGAAACAGAGAACUGUAAAGAUCUGGGAUGAAAAGAACUAUCAAUCUGCCCUACUCUGCUUUUCUUUUUGUUUUUUACACACACUACAUUUAAAGCACAUUCAAAGUGCAUUCUUUUCAUCAAAGAAUUCUGGGCACUGUUGUUUGUUAAAGUUGGUGGAAAUGUAACUCUUAGGGGUAAUCUGCAAUGCCCAGAAUUUUUUGAGUGAAAAUGUACUUUGAAUGCGCUUCCCUGCUGUAGUGUGUACAGUACACAACUUUAGUCUGGCAGCCAGAUCCACGGAACAUGUGGGGUUUGCUCAUCAUAUGUAUGCAUGUUCUUCCAUGUUGUGAAACUGUCCAGACUGCUGAUGAUUGCAAAUGGAAAAGGGCACAUGGCUCAACCAUUUAAUAGUUGUUUAGAAGAUAUAGUUUCAACAGGUGUUGCUUGAAUGACAAGCUGUGCCUGCCUCUACAACUAUUAAAGGUGAAGAAGUCCUAUCCUCUUUCACCUGACCACCCUAUGUGCAGAUAGAACUCUUGGAACAUUGAGUCUGUGUUUAAUUUUUAUAAUACUGUUCUACUUUUUAAAUGUAUCUUUGUAGAAGAGAUUUCAAAAUAUUAAUCUGUUUAGAAGUGCUUUUAAGUAAAUAUGAUGCAAGUGAAACAGAUUGUUAGUGUUUCUGCAAAUGGAAAAUGUGUGAUAGGUAAAGGUAAAGGUAAAGGGUAAAGGGACCCCUGACUGUUAGUUGUGGAUGACUCUGGGGUUGUGGCGCUCAUCUCGCUUUACUGGCCAAGGGAGCCGGCGUACAGCUUCCGGGUCAUGUGGCCAGCAUGACUAAGCUGCUUCUGGCAAACCAGAGCAGCGCAUGGGAAUGCCAUUUACCUUCCUGCCGGAGCAGUACCUAUUUAUCUACUUGCACUUUGACGUGCUUUCGAACUGCUAGGUUGGCAGGAGCAGGGACUGAACAAUGAACCGCCAACCUUCUGAUCGGCAAGCCCUAGGCUCUGUGGUUUAGACCACAGUGCCACUCGCAUGUGAUAGGUGUACAGUAAAUGAGAUUUUUGGAACAAUGUGAUAUCUGAGCUGCAAAGCUGGCUUUCACUUAUAGACCACUUGGAGGAUUGUAUUGUGUAACAGCUGUGCAGCUAACUGUGCACAAAUAAUAGCACUGUGCUAUUACCAUGUGCUAAUACCAUGUGGUAUUAUAAAGUAGAAUUAGACAAUUGUAGCAAGUAUAUUAUUUUUCCACAUUAUUUCAUUGCAACAAAAUAAAUCUAUAAAUGGCUUAACGUUUAAACCAUUCUUUUUAAUGAACAUUCUCAUCACCAGCCAGUUCUGUGAUACUGGAUCCAUCUUUUCACACAGUCUUGGCCAUUUAUACAUACAUUGCUAGUCACUGCCUGCUUUCUGUCAGACUAACAAUGCACACUUUUCCAGAGAGCAGUACUUUCUUUUAGCUGGAGACAUACCUUUUUAAACAUGUUGGAUUCUGAGCUGCUCCAUUUUUGCACCUCCUGAACGACAAACUAAGCAUUGUAUCAGAGCAUAAUGAAGAGAAAUGUGCUGAUCCAAAGCCUCCAAUCUACCAGAAUAAUUGGUGGCUUAGGGUGGAAGUAGCCAUUACCCAAAACAGAUGCUGCCAAGAAAUCAACCAAGCCAGUGUGGUGCACUGGUUAAUGUGUUGGACUAGGACUUGGGAGAUCACCGUUCAUAUCCCAGCUCAGCCAUAAAGCUUACUGGGUGACCUUGGUCCUGUCAUAAGGUUGUUGUGAGGAUGAAAGGUACAUCAUAUAGUGCAUCUUAGAGGAAAGGUGGGAUAUAAAUUUAAUAUAACAGAUAAAAUGAAAUCUAAACAUAAUUUUCUGCCUCUUGCUCCACAAUAUAUGACAGUUGUGGUUGGCAUGGUGGGGCAGAGAUACUUACCUGAUCUAGAAGGUAACUUGCUGCUGCUUGCCAGGCAAGAUUGGCACAGUGCAAAUGCACCAGCAGAGUCAAUUUGGUGCUCCUGCUGGUGCAUUUGCCCUGCAACGCCCUUCUCAGUGCCUCAUCCCACCCCGCCUCUCCUAGUAAGCAGUGGUGACUUGCCUGCUGGGAGAUCAGGUAAGUGUCUCUACCCCUUGACACCAUCUGCCCAGGCCCAGCGGAAAGACCACAGAGAGGUCCAUGUAACUGAAUUUUCUAAAGCAGCUUUCUAGUGAAAGAAGUCUUUUAAAGUAUUUUAAGAUGCAGGAAAGCAUAAACAGCAAGCCAAAAUAUUGUGUUGGUUUUGUUUUCCAGAAUAGGCUAUCAGAUUCCCAUGUUUGCUGGCUUCUGCAUCAUGUUUGUCUCAACAAUUAGUAAGUGCUUUUCCUCCCCUGCCUAUGUCACCAAAAAUUAUUAUAUUAUACUGGAGAUGAAGGGGUGGACGGAUAGGAAAUACACAAAUGAGGAUACUAGUUUAAAGCAUGCAUGAGUGUACUGAGGAACUUCCCUCCUUAUAUUGUUCCAUAACAGUAUAGUAUGGACAUGAUCAUUCCUUGCUUCAAUUUGGGUGGUGUUGCUUGGUGCCUAAAAUAUUUGCUUUUCUUGUCCAGUCCAAAAUGUUGAAUCAGCAGCACUAUUUACAACCUACACAGUCAGUGGGAAGAGAAGGCUGCCAUUUCCACUUUGCCUGCCUUCCUUUGCUAGUUUACAAGCAGCCGCAGAAUAGUUAAAGAGGAAACUCUAUGCUCUUCUGCUCAUCCAUCUGAAUGUUUCCUUGUGCUGUAUCCAUGUUCUCAUGGAGGCUUGACGUUAGCUUGGCUCUCCCUGUGCUAUUUUCAGCAAAGCAUUUCUGCCAGCAAGUGUGAACUGUAUCUGGUUUGGGACACUUCCUGUGGUGUUUUUUAUGGUAAAUGCAUUGUGAAAUGCCUUUACAAGAUCCUGGAUCAAUCUAGUUCAGUUUAAUACAGUUGUGUUGGUGUGUUCUGUCUUUUCCACAGUGUUUGCCUUUUCAGAAAGCUAUAAGUUACUUUUUAUAGCAAGAUCUCUUCAAGGAGUCGGAUCUUCUUGUUCUUCUGUAGCUGGUAGGUAUUCAUAUGCACUACAUGAUAUAGAUUGGUGGUUGCUAGAUCCGUCAUUUUGAGCAACCAACAUAUUCUUGACUGUCGUUUUAGCUAAGUAUUUCUUUAGUUAAAAUAAUUUUUACUUUUCAUUUACUUCCUCUAUUUAAUCAGAUAAAUUUUUUCCAUCUAGCUUUUUGCUGUUUACAGAUGAGCCGAAAUGGUCUAAUGACCCCAUUAUUGUUGCUUUUUAAAAGAAUUAUUGCAUCAUUUUCUUUUGCUUUCAAAGUUUUAAAAUUCAGUUUUAUAGGUCAGAUGAUAUUAAUAUAUUCUGUGUGAGGUAGGAUACAAUUUACUGCAGGUCUUCUUGGCUCUUGGGAUUCCUUUUCCUUCUCAUUUGGGUGUUCUAUUUUCAACAAGCUUGCUAAGUUUAGCUUUUUUUGUGAACAAAUGAAACAUGUUCUUAUGUUUCAUAUGCACCUUGCUAUUCAUAUCACUGUGUGAUUUCCUGCCUGAUUUUCACACUGAGAACAACCAUCAGUACUGACUUGUCCUUUUUCGUUUACCUCUUAUGCAGGUAUGGGUAUGCUGGCCAGUGUGUAUACUGAUGAUGAAGAAAGAGGCAAUGCAAUGGGGAUUGCCUUGGGAGGCAUGGCUAUGGGGGUAUUAGGUUAGUAUGAGGAAAUUCAUUGAAAAAGAAUGUGUGGUUCCCCCCCCCAAAGAAAAGGUCUAUCUCUUUCAUACACUGAUGCCUUUAUGUACCUACACUGCAAUAAAUGCAUGCUUUAAAAUGUUUUAAUCAAUAGCAGCUAAUGGGGGUGGUGGUGGUGGUGGAGGCAAUCCCCAUCCCAGCAGGGGUAGUGCUGCUGCCAUCAGGACACCACUGCCUUCUUGUGAGUGACUGCUGUUUCUAACAAAUUAGUAUGAGUUUCCAUAUUGGUACAGAUUGGAGAAGAUAUACCUGUGGCGCUGUGUAAUCUUAAUUAUUUCUGCUGUAUAUCAUUUAAUUGAGUUAUUUGCCUCAGGGUUGUUCCUUUCUGCUAAGUGUCAAAUAUUUCAAUUAUUAAUAUACAGGUAUCUCUUUGUCCAACCUCUGUUUCAUAAACGCAUUUUAGUGACAGAGCUAAAAUAUGCUAGAACAAGAUCUGCUUAUUCAGUGCCACUUCCCCUCUCUCCUCUUCUGUGCCCCUGGAGGAGGGUUGAGUGAACUCCCAAAACAGGUUUGGUGGAGGGGGGCAGAAUACAGAAUACGUAUCUUGGUUGUUGAAUGCCCUGGAACUCGGACAUUUUGGCUUCCGAAUGAUCAACACCCAGAAGUGACUGUUCCAGUUUUCAAACGUUCUUUUGGAAGCCGAACGUACGACAGGGCUUCUACAGCUUCUGAUUGGUUGCAGGCGCUUCCUGCAGCCGAUCGGAAGCUGCGCUUUGGAAGUCGAACGGACUUCUGGAAUGGAUUCCAUUCGACUUCCAAGGUACAACUGUAGUCCUGUUGCAUGAGUGGCCCUCAUUCAUUGUGUACGUACCCCACCUAGAACUAUGUUGAAUUCCACCCUAAGAAAUGUGUAAAUGACUUUUUUUUGUGUAGUGGGACCGCCUUUUGGAAGUGUAAUGUAUGAAUUUGUUGGGAAGACAGCACCUUUCCUGGUGUUAGCAGCAUUGGCUCUUUUAGAUGGUGGUAAGUAAAAUUCCCAUAUCUAUGACAUGACCAAUAGCUUUGAAUUGUGACAUUGUCACCUACAUUUAUUUUUGAAAAAUACCCCAACAUUAUGAUUUCUUUUCCUGCAGCAAUACAAUUGCUAAUUCUGCAACCAUCCAGGAUACAACCAGAAGUAAGUAGUUCAACAAUUGUUUUUUUUAAAAAUGCUUGUAUUACACUUUCCCUAAAACUGAGGUUAUUUAUCUGUUGAUAGAGUCAGAAAGGAGCAUCGCUGCUGACACUCUUGAGGGAUCCAUACAUCAUAAUUGCUGCAGGUAUUUGCAGUUAUUGCACACUUGCAUUUAUUUGUUGUGGUCAUUUUUGAUCUGUAUUUGGUAGUCUGUGGGAAGGAUCACUUAGUCCGACUAAGGAAGGAGCACUUGAGCUGCACGCACCAGCAUGCAGCUUGUGCACAUUAUGGUUAAAACUAUAAUGUGAGCAAACAGCCGGUGUUGUUUUCAGGUAUUCAAUUGUGAUAGAAAGACAAAUCUACUACCUUGUGCUCAUAGACAUAUGAGUUUUUCAGGUGGAGAUUAUAGUGGAAAGAUUACAUUAGACAUAACAUUUUAUCUUUGUAAGAACAGUCCUGAACUAUUGCUUCUUGCCCUCAGGACCACAGCACUAGUGAGACCACAAUAUUGUUUUAGGGAUUCUUCAUACAGAGUCUAAUGCAACUUGGCAUAUUUGAACAAAGAAUGACAGCAGUGGUCAUUUUUUUGCUGAACUGUGUUACAAGAGGAGAGCCUUUCCCAGGAGAAAUAAUUUAUCCGUGAUUUAAAACAAAUUAGACUUGAAUUUUAAAGAUAACAAGCUCCUUUAGCUGUAAAUGGCUGCAGCAUGAGUCUGUUGUAUUUUUUUAUCGUGAUCGAAAGGGUAUAAACAUGUUUUGAAGGUACAUUCAGCACUGAAUGUGCUGUUCGACAAAGUGGAGUGGCAGUUUGUAGAUUCAGGGCUUCAUUACAUAAGACAAACAUCCUAGAUUUCCAGGUAGGAAAAAUUGCGUGAAGAUAGUGUGUGCAUGAUGAUUCCACACUGCCUGCUUUGUCACAUGUACAUAUUGUAAUCCAGAAUGAUGGUGCAUUAGUAUGAUAUAUUGCUAUGGCAAAAUAAACCCAUGUGCGUUUUGUUGCACACGGCAUAGUACAUCAAGAAUAUAUCAAAUAGUCCAAAGUUGAAAUUCAGAUAUGUAUUGACAAAUGCUGUUUAGCCCAUGUCCCUUACAUGGAAUAUCACAUUUUCUUUUGAAUAUAUUAGAUGCACUCAAUAUAUUGGGACAUUGUCCUGUUAAACAUUUGAUUAGCUGGGAUCUGGCAUCCUGUUAAAUUAGUGGUGACCAUUUCAUCACAGGCUAAGCAGCAGAGAGUAAGGCAGCCCACAUAUAUGCAUCAUCAUAUAUAUAGAAUUAGUGUGAUCUUUGUCAGCUUUUUAUGAUGAAGAUUAAUCCUUAAUUAAGAUGAAUUUGGGUGUGUACUUACAGUACUGACAAUGGAGUCCUAUUCAUGUUUUCUGUGGAAGUAAGUCCUCCUGUCUUGAAUAUGGUUUACUCCCUAGUAAGUAUGUUUAGGACUGCAUCCUGAAUCUGCUUAUGUUUUGCACGCAUGCAAGUUCAUAGUAUACCAUAUGGUGAAUGCCAUCCACAAGUAUAUGCACAUGUACCAAAAUGUGCAUUUGAAUCCACUCUUAGUUCUCAUUAGCUUUAUCUCUCCAGGCAACAAUUCUAUUUUAUUACAAGUGAUCAAUUCGCUGGAGCCUGUCUUUGCAUGCAGGGGAAGUCCCUAACUGCCAGAUGUAUCACUCUGAUUUCCUUUGGACCACAUUAGUGAGGCUGGGGGGGUAUUGUCAUCUGGGCAGCCCAGGACCUCCAUACACACUGCCCAGAUUUGCACCCUGGGAAGGUCACUUUGGUCUGACUUCACCCCUGGAGGUGCACUCCAUUGUCUCUUGAGACAAAUGGAUGCCAACAAGUGAUCAACGCUUCAGUUCCCAUAGGGACGAAAGGGACAAAAGGCAAUUCAACUAACUAAAUGUCCUGGUGGAUGGAUUAAUGUUAGCACAAUAAGACUUUCCCCCCUUAUCAACCUCAAAUCUUCUCCAGAGAAUUAGUGGGACCCCAAUAACAGAUUUAGGAGACGCAUGAGGGGGAGCAUGUUCCAUUGCAAAUGAGCUGACAAAAAGUUCACAUUACCACUACAUUGAAUACAACUGAAAGUCUUCAGUGUUCUUCUUUUAUUCUGCUUCAAGUACCUGAGGAAUAGGUUUUAAACAAAUCUGUGUCCAACAAAGUGAACUGUUUCUGAACAAAAUUAGAAGUAUAUUUUCAGAUUAAUUAUUUUGUUACAACCGGAGCAUGUGAACCAGGUGCAAUAGAAUUAUUGGCAAAUCUCCUAUUGAUAACUGUGUUGCUCCUACUAGAGUUCACAGUAUCAUCACAUGCUGAAAUAUUUUGUCUUUCUACUCUGAAAUGCAAUGAAAAUAGGGAAAUCUUUUGGGGUUUUUUUUGGGGGGGGGGGAUAACUGGAGUAUAUAUGAAAUUAUGGAUUAAAUGACUUUCCUCCCACACUAGUAAUUUAGAAGUAAUCAGUGUUGUAUUAUUUGACAAGCAAGUCUUCAAAAGACGUUUUGUUUCUUUAAGUGUUGCUUUUUCGAGCUGUUGAUUGGAAUUUAAGUGAAACAAUUCCAGCAAUUUGUUUUCCAUCUCUUUUCAAGGAUCAAUAUGUUUUUCAAAUAUGGCAAUUGCUAUGCUGGAACCAGCUUUGCCCAUCUGGAUGAUGGAGACAAUGUGUUCGAGAAAAUGGCAACUCGGUAAAGUGUUUUCUUUCAUUUAUUGUAUUUCUGAUCCUGAGAAAGUUUGUGAUUGCCAUCUCAGAUCAUAUGACAAAUGGUAACAUUUUUUAAAAAAUGUGUCUCUAGACAAUUGAGUGAAUACUGUAGAUUGCUGGUAUGCCAUUAUAUAGUUUAUAUUGCACAUAAUCAAGGGACACUUUGGUACCUAUUUAUUGGGGAGGCAGUGGAAGACAGGAGUGCCUGGCGUGCUCUGGUCCAUGGGGUCAUGAAGAGUCGGACAUGACUAAACAACAACAACAUCCUGACUUCAAUGAGAGGUUAUAUGAUGCUGUCAUUGAGCAUUCAUUUUGGUUGGUUUGUUAUGCAUUGUUGCAUCAAGCAAUUAUUAACCUACACAAAAUGUUCCAUACCCUUUUAUAUCUGUGUGUCUUUCUCCCUUCCUUUCCCCAAGUAACUCCUUUACAUUCCACCUGUUUUUCAGCACACCCCACCCCUGGUUGUGUCAGCUUUCUGUGUGCACUGAGCAUGUUCAUUCUUCAUUGGGCUGGUUUAUUCCCCUUCCCUACUUUAGUGUUUGUUCCAAAGUUUUUUUGGGGGGGGGGGUUGUACUUCUGUAGAUCUCUAGAUAUCCUGUUCUUGUGCAUGAGUGAUAUAGUUUUGGCUACAGAAAGGUGAACCGCUGAAGUCUUUUGAGUUUGGUGUUGGUAUAUAUGGUAUUUUACAUUUAUCAUAACCCAAGUUCAGUAUAGGAAAAGAGAAUAUGCGUGAUCAAAGUUAUUACAUAUGUAUCCUGUCUUUUCUCCAAGAAGCUCAGGGCAAUGUGUUGGGAGUUUUACCCAUUUCAUCCUUAUAAAUAACCUGUUGUUUUCUGGGGGUGAGGAAGGAGAGGGGCUGAGCCUCACUGCCAUUACAUGAUGACAUGGGACCUCAUUGCUGUUCCACCUCCAGGCUGUCAGAUGUUUGCCUGCCUUCUGCCCCCUCCCCUUCACUCUGGCUGGCAUGAGCAGCAGGGCUGCAGAUGCAAUUUGUCCCCUCUGUUUGAAUAAAUUCUGCCCCUGUCCAGGUCUGGAUUGCAGCCUUGGAUUGCGAUACUCUUAAUCUUAAUUCAUCUCCUUUUAACACAGUUUAUCAUUGUGUUUAAUUUGGAAGCUACCUUUCUUUUGUUUUAUACACAUACACACUACUUCACUUAUGCACAGAUACUGGUGUCCGAUAGCAAGUAUUAUUUUUUAAAUAUAACAAUGGUCUAAAUUUGAUGGAUAAUCUUGCUAGAUCAAACAAAAGGCUUGAAACAAACCGGAUAUUAAUUUUUUUUGGCUCAGGCUGAAGACCUUCAUUAGAUAUGUUCUAAUCAAAACUGCUGUGUCUGAACUUAUUGCUUUUCCCGAUGCUUCACUGAAACCAGUGUUGAUAAGAUAACCUGUUCAUAUUUUUCAGGCGUUGCUUUUAUUCCUGCCAGUGUCUCUUAUCUGAUUGGAACUAAUAUUUUUGGGGUCCUUGCACACAAAAUGGGACGGUAUGCUGAAUUUAAACAUUAUCUAAUUCCUUAACACAGUUGUACAGUAUUUUCUGUUCUUACAGUGUUCCUUCAGGUAGUCGCAUUAUGAGAAACAAACUGCAGCUUUCAUGAUAAAUAAAUUAACCUGCUGCUUUAUUUUAAAGUUAAUAUUUUAGUAGUAAUUGUAGUAGAAAUGCUGAAGUAAAACACAUGUUUAGUGCCUACAUUUCUUGGUGUCUAAAAUAUAAUGUUCUUUUUUCAUAGGUGGCUUUGUGCUCUAAUUGGGAUGGUAAUAGUGGGAAUAAGCAUUUUGUGUGUGAGUAAAAGUUGAUACUUUGAAGAGCAAAUUCUGUUAUUUCUAUAAUUUCUAUAAUUUACUGAUGGUUCUAUCCUUUUGGUGUGGGUAUUUGUAGAUGUAAAUUGGGGAAGGGUACUUGGGAUUCAGUGAUGACACAAACUUUCUUCAAUCUUAUUUUGAAUUUAAUCCCCUGAAGGGUGCUGUAGCAUUCGUACUUUCUUGGUUUCAUGCAUAAGACUAUGGAGAAGAGAGCUGCGGGAAGAUUCUAUUAUAUUUGUUUUUUAUCUGGGCUGUCUUUAUUUGUUGUUGCACACAGUCUCCUCAUUUACAGCAGCGUCACUGUGGCUGAUUAGCUUCUUUUAACUUGAACCUAAACUGUUAUGGGUUAUUAGAUGUUUCAUGUUUGAUGCUAGUAGGGAGCAAUCAUAUGCUGCUUGGGAGGGCAGCUGAAGGGCCCUAAUGAACUGUGGACCUCUGUGGGUGGGUGGAAUGAAUGGUGUGGCAUGAUGUCCCUGGUGUGGCAGGAAAAAGCUGCCAGUGGUGGGGCCAGGAUCAGGACACGUUUGGGGAGUGCCACGUGAGGCUGUGAAUCUUCAUGAUCCAAUUCCCUCUUGUUUCCCCAAAAUCCCACUUUUAAAAGGCUCGACUAAACUAGUCCAAAGCUGGAGCUGGCAUACUUAAUUCCCUUCCAUUGCCCAUAAUAUGAAGAGUGCAGGAAAAGGAUACCCUGGCCACUGCACCCUUCUCCUUGCACCCUGCCCUUUGAUCGCUGUAUGUCAGAACUUACUGACUACAGAGCAUAAUAAUAAUAAUAUUUUAUUAUUUAUGCCCCGCCCAUCUGGCUUGGUUUCCCCAGCCACUCUGGGCGGCUUACAGAAUCUAUAAAACAUAAUAAAGCAUCAAACAUUAAAAACUUUCCGAUACAGGGCUGCCUUCAGGUGUCUUCUAAACAUUGUAUAGUUCUAUUAUCUCCUUGACACCUGAAGGGAGGGUGUUCCACAGGGAGGGCGCCAUUACUGAGAAGGCCCUCUGCCUGGUUCCCUGUAACUUCGCUUCUCGCAGUAAAGGAACCAGCAGAAGACCUUUAAAGGGGGACUUCAGUGUCUGGACUGAGUGAUGGGGGUGGAGAUGCUCCUUUGGGUAUACUGGACCGAGGCCGUUUUCAGUGAAAGCAGUAUGAUAAACAUUAGCAGAAAUCUAAUAGAUCAGAAAGCUAAUAGAUCAGAUUAAAGCUAAUAGAUCAGAUCACUCACCAGUAAUUAAAUGAAGGUCAUAUGAUACAAUCUAGUAAGCAGCUUGAUGUUUGAUUUUGAAUGCUUGCUUUUCUUUUUUUCAGGUGCCACUUGCUAGAAAUAUAUAUGGACUCAUAGCACCAAAUUUUGGGGUUGGUUUUGCCAUUGGUAAGGAAAACACAAAAUACUUGUUUCUGUUUUUUGAUGUAUUCUAAUUUUUUUGUGAGUCGCUCAGAGACUCAAGUAAAACAAUAGAAAUAACUAACCAAUCACAUUGGUUCUGCUCUCCAACAAAGACCUGCCCUCCCCCACAAAAAUCCUGGCUCCACCCAUGCUAAUAGGGCUAUUUGUUAAUAGAUAGGACCCAGUUUAGAUUUCUCUAGAUGGGGUGAAUGUCCACCUGUGUGAUAACUGGGGAGUAGUAGUCCUGCCAGGUGUGCAUUCAUGUUCUCGCAUUUCAAGUAAGGGCUGGUUCAUAUGCACCAGGCUAGUGACUGAUGGGGAAAGGGAAGGAAGGGGAAAGUGCUCCGUUAACUUAUGGGGAUUGCCUCCCAUGCUCUGCUGUGUUCUAGAGUUUAAUGAUUAUGUUGCAGCAUAUCAUCCUAAACAGUAAGGCCCAUAAGCAGACUUUCAUGUGUGGCUUUGCUUACCAAACUCCGUAUGGAUGUAUGUGCUUAAAAAAUCAAGGGAAGCUGUGGACUGUGGAUGUGUUGAUCCUUUCUGAAUUGGGCCUGCUUGUGUGCAUUUCCUAAGAGAUGGUUGCUUUUGGGGGGAUGUUGGCUCUGAAUCCAGAACCCUUCCCAGCUUCCACUGCUAAUGGGUGAUCAGCACUGCCACAGCUGACUUUAUCUGCCACUCACAGCAGUGGGUGUGGCCCACAGCUACAGGUGAAUAAUUCUGGCUUGGGCUUUAGCUUCUGGGGGGCAGGUGGGGGGCGGGUCAGAAAACUUAAAAUUCUUUGUAAUUUAUAUGACAUAAAUUUUCAGAUAGUUUUUUUAAUGUAAAUUCCCUACUGUUCCUUUCCUUUCAAAUAGCAAUUUAUGUAUUGCUUGAAAUGCAACAGGUGAACAGAUUCAAGUUUAAGUAAUUCAACCAGGCAUAUUAGCAAUCUCAUCUUAUUUCAAGCAAGUGUGUUUAGACUGUGCUGAGAGUAGUAAAGUCAUGUAAGUGUCUUUAUUAUACAGUGAAGGACAGGUGAUGAAAUAAUUAGAUAUUUAGAAGUUUAGCUUCUUUUGAAGGUCUUAAAAAUUCUCUGAAUAUCAUGUUUUCCAAUUCUGGAGAAAAGGGUCAGAGGGCUGUGCAAGAUUAUAACUGUAUUAGGUUUUGUGAAGAGGGUGGUUUUGCAUUUGCUGGCAGAUCUUGUGUUUAGGACAAUGGCACCAUCUUAAAAUGAAAAAAACCUCAUACAUUCAAAAAUGGUAUAAGGAAAAUUGAACACAAUGUAUUGGCCAUAAAAAUGAGCAAUUAUCUCACCAUUAUGUUUUUUCAUAUAUUCAUGCUUUAAAGUAAGUUUUCUAAACUGUGGAAAGAGAAAAAAUGAAAGGUCUUUCUCAAAAUAGCAUUUGUUUUCUCCCUAUCUUAUAACCAGGGAUGGUGGAUUCUUCGAUGAUGCCUAUUAUGGGUUACCUUGUUGAUCUGCGCCAUGUUUCAGUCUAUGGAAGUGUCUAUGCAAUUGCAGAUGUUGCAUUUUGUAUGGGAUUUGCUUUAGGUAAGAGCUGAAUUUGCUUCUUGAAAUGCAUCUAACAGUACCAAAAGGAUAUUACAAAGGCCUUGGAGCAAAUGCUGGCAAUGCCAGCUGCCUGGUAGGCUGCAGCAAUAGUGGGGUUUGCUGCAUAGAAUAUGCAGGUGAUAAGGCUGUAGAAGAAGGUAAGAAAUAUCCCUUUCCCAUUGGCACUAUUAGCUGUAUCACACAGAGGCUGUAGUCACGCUGUUCAGUCUCCACACUAUUGGGGUAAAUAUCUACCCAAGUCUCUGUUAGGACAAGGCAACUGCAUUGAAAACUCCAUCAGCUAGACUCUCUUCUGAACUGAUCAAUAAGAGUGUUCUGCUUACAUACAGAGAUAACAGCUUUUAACAGGGAUGACAAAGUUGUCACAACCUGGUCAGUAAGGAACAGCAAGAAACUAGCUAGGCUGAAGUCAAAACCCCUGACAUUCCAUUCAUCUACAUUCAUUUUCUCUCCCACCUUCACACUUACUUUCUGUUUACUCUCCAAGAGAGAUGUGGCCUUAAGAUCUUAGCUGGCCCAGGCCUCUUAUAGGCCCAGGCCCUUGCAGACUUCAGACCCAUACAUUCUGCUUCCACAGAUUACAGAAAAAGAGAGGACUCAUGAACUUGUAUUAAUUUGGCCUCAACUAGAGCCAGGGCUUUCUCGGCUGCGGCUCCAAUCUGGUGGAACGCUCUGUCACAAGAGACUAGGGCCCUGCGGGACCUGACAUCUUUCCGCAAGGCCUGCAAGACAGAGUUGUUCCACCAGGCCUUUGGUCAGGGCCCAGCCUGACUCCCACCUCCGGCAACCUGCACAGAACUUUGCUUAACGGUUGCCAUUAAUUUGAUUUUAAUUAAUUUUUAUAAUGAAAUGUUUUAGAAUGUUGGAUUAUUUGAUUGUUUGAUUAUUUGUUUGUUGUUAGCCGCCCUGAGCCUGGCUUUGGCUGGGGAGGGCGGGAUAUAAAUAAAAAUUUAUUAUUAUUAUUAUUAUUAAUUUGUGGCUACUGGUGGUGGGGGGGGGGAGGAGAAUAGAGGGAAGGCAGAAUACCUUUCUUUCCCUUCCAUUUCUGUAAUUAUGGGAACUGUUGUCAAGCCUUUUGCUUGGUAAUGAAACAAAAGCACUGAACUAGUGGGUAGUUUUAAAAUCCAUGUUGAAUUUGUACUAUUUUCACUGGCUUUAAAAGGCAUUUAAAAAAUCAAUAAUUUUCCAACACACAGGUUUUCAAGCAUACUGUAUAUUUGUUAAUUCUGCUCAUACAGUAUAUUAUGUUAGGACUUAUUUUUUUCUUGCUCACAGAUUCUUUUAGGCUAGUUCUUGUUUUUCUUAUGUAUGUACCCUAAUACUUUUUCUUUCUUUUCUUUUUUUAAAAAAUGUGUUUCCCAAAGGUCCAUCUGCUGGUGGUGCCAUUGCAAAGGCAAUUGGAUUCCCAUGGCUCAUGACCAUUAUAGGAAUCGUUGACAUCCUCUUCGCUCCUCUGUGUUUGUUUUUGCGCAGCCCUCCUGCCAAGGAAGAAAAAAUAGUAAGCACAAACUUUUUCUCGCUUUGCUGUAUUUGAAUUCUGAUAUAUUUUAGUACAUAAGCAAAUAGAGAAACAAACUAUUUUGUAAUGUUCUGUUUCAUUAGCUGAAAUCAGUAUUUUGUAUUGAGUGGGGUAACUUGGUUUGCACAAGACAAAAAAAAAUUACAAGGCUGGCUUAUCUUUGGAAACCAGCAGUAACAAAGUUACUAUAUUUUGGGUGAAGUUUGAAUUUACAGUGCAUGUUAGACAUCUGGUUUUCUUUGAUGUGUGAGGCUUUGCCACAUUGAUGCUGGAAUUCAAGUAACUGUGAAGAGUUCACAUGGAAGGGUAUUUGAGACUAACACCUUCUCUGAACCCUCAUGCUAACAAAUUGUGUCAAAAACCUGAGGCAACUUUAGGAACAGUGGAAUGUCUUGAAGAACCUUCAGGCAUCUGAUUUCAGUGUGAGAGCCCUCAGGGUUGCUGCAGUGCAUGCACAGAAGCUAGGAGAUACUUGAUUCCAAUUCUAAGCCAUCUCUUGCUGAAAGCAAUAAAAUGCUUAACAGAUAUACUAAUGCACAACUCUGUUCUUUUUCAGGCAAUACUUAUGGACCAUAACUGUCACUAUAAAACCAAAAUGUAUACGCAGAACAACAUCCAGUCACAUCCAAUAGGCGAUAAUGAAGAAGAAUCAGAGAGUGAUGAGUAA
This is a messenger RNA of Podarcis lilfordi (Lilford's wall lizard), 20590 nucleotides long. NCBI's taxonomy places the organism in Eukaryota, Metazoa, Chordata, Lepidosauria, Squamata, Lacertidae. The record is from the annotation of a GenBank genome assembly.